Molecule: messenger RNA, 11061 nt
Organism: Cyphomyrmex costatus
Lineage: Eukaryota; Metazoa; Arthropoda; Insecta; Hymenoptera; Formicidae
Gene: LanA
Product: laminin subunit alpha
Exons: 29
Coding region: 1-10983 (3660 amino acids)
Biological process (GO): animal organ morphogenesis; regulation of cell migration; regulation of cell adhesion
Molecular function (GO): signaling receptor binding
Source: RefSeq, a predicted model, not a curated record
AUGCAGUUACCGGCAAUCUUUGCCGGUUUUCUGCUGAUCAUCCGGCUGUCCAGGAGCGAAAUCCUGACGCCGCCGUAUUUCAAUUUGGCUGAAGGCAAAGAGAUCGAAGCUUCGGCUACGUGCGGUGUAGACACCACCGGUCCCGAACUUUAUUGCAAACUCGUCGGCGCGAACGCCGAUCAGGAUGAAGAUAUCAACUUGAUUCAAGGCCAGGUAUGCGAUUAUUGUGAUCCUGAAAAUCCUGAAAAAAGACACCCGCCCGAGUAUGCGGUCGAUGGUAUGGAAACGUGGUGGCAAUCACCACCUUUAUCCAGGGGGAUGAAAUACAAUGAAGUUAAUCUGACGAUCAAUCUGGGACAGGAAUUUCACGUAGCUUACGUUUACAUACGAAUGGGUAAUUCACCUCGGCCAGGACUCUGGAUCCUGGAAAAGUCGAAAGAUUAUGGCAAAACUUGGUCGCCCUGGCAAUACUUUUCGGAUUCCGCCAGCGAUUGUCUGACCUACUUUGGGGUAGACAGUCACAAACCGAUUACUCGAGAUGACAGCGUAAUUUGCACGACUGAAUAUUCAAAAGUUGUGCCCCUCGAAGGUGGCGAGAUUCCGAUCUCUAUCUUAAAUAAUCGACCCUCAGCGAAGCACUAUUUCAAUUCGACUUUGUUACAAGAGUGGACGCGGGCAACCAACGUUCGUUUUCGCUUUCUCAGGACGAAGAACUUGUUGGGACAUCUUAUGUCCGUCGUUCGUCAAGAUCCUACCGUUACCAGAAGAUACUUUUAUUCGAUCAAAGAUAUCAGUAUUGGCGGUCGUUGUAUGUGCAACGGUCACGCGGACAUUUGCGACAUUCAAGACCCUAACAUGCCGAAGAAACUAGUCUGCCGGUGCCAGCACAAUACUUGCGGACCUCAGUGUGCAACGUGUUGCAAAGGUUUCGAGCAAAAAAAAUGGAGACAGUCCACAGCAUCACAGAAAUUCAUAUGUGAACCUUGCAACUGCUUUGAACAUUCAGACGAGUGCAUUUACGAUCCGAUCAUUGAUGAAAAACAUUUAUCAUUGGAUAUUUACGGUAAUUACGAGGGUGGUGGUAUUUGUCAGAAUUGCAAGCACAAUACUGAAGGCAUCAACUGCAAUCGCUGCAAACCCAAAUUCUACAGACCUUGGGACAAACCACUCAAUGCAACUGACGUAUGUCAACCCUGCAAUUGUGAUUAUUUUUACUCUACUGGAGAUUGCUCCGAUUCCAAUGGAAAAUGUGAGUGUCGCAAAGAAUUCACACCGCCGAAUUGCGACUCUUGCAAUUACGGAUACUUUGGCUAUCCUAAUUGCUUACCCUGUCAAUGUGAUUUGCGAGGUACCGACGGUUAUUAUUGCGAAGCAAUUGACGGUUAUUGUCCCUGCAAGCUAAACUAUGCCGGUCACUACUGUAAUCUCUGCGCGGAAGGAUAUUACAAUUUUCCCGACUGCUUACCUUGUGAUUGCAAUCCUCUGGGUGCUCUGGAUGAUGUCUGCGACGUGAUAUCUGGUAACUGUACGUGCAAAAACAAUUACGGAGGCAGAACUUGUAACAUUUGCGAGGACGGGUAUUACAAUUAUCCUUUUUGCACAUAUUGCAAUUGUGAUGCGCGCGGAACGCAACCCGGUAUUUGCGAUAAGACGGAUGGCGUUUGUUUGUGCAAAGAAGGAUACGGUGGCGUUAGAUGCGACCAAUGCACACCUGGAUAUUACGGCUAUCCUAAUUGCGUACCAUGUAACUGUAGUUCCGUCGGGUCAUCCAGCAUCAGUUGUGAUUCUACGGGCAAGUGCUCAUGCCUCGCCAAUUUCGCCGGAAGGACUUGCAGUCAAUGCAGUCCAGGAUACUAUAAAUAUCCAGAAUGCAUUGCAUGUAAUUGCGAUCAUGGUUCGAUCGGUGUGUCCUGUGACGGCGAAGGUAAAUGUCAAUGCCGCGAGAACUUCGACGGCAUUCGAUGUGAGCAAUGUAAAGAGAGCUACUACAACUUUCCUACUUGUGAGGGUUGCAACUGCGAUCCGGCUGGCAUAGUCGCAACUUUUCAAGGUUGCGGCUCUUUGCCGCCCGGUGAACUUUGCCAAUGCAAGGAGCGCGUUGAAGGAAGAAUAUGUAACCAAUGCAAGCCGCUUUAUUGGAAUCUGCAGCCUUACAACCCAGACGGUUGCGAAGAAUGUCAUUGUAACAUUCCUGGAGUUAUCGGCAACAUCGGUGAGUGUGACACUAAGACUGGGCAGUGUAUCUGUAAACCUGGCGUAACCGAUAGAGGAUGUAGCCGAUGCAUCGACGGAACAUAUAAUCUUCAGGAAAACAAUCUCUUUGGUUGUUCUGAUUGCUCUUGCGACGUUGGCGGUUCCGUCAACCCGGUAUGUGACAAGCAAACUGGCCAAUGUCCUUGCCAACCACGAAUUACCGGUCUAACGUGCAAGGAACCUCUAAAGGCGCACUACUUUCCUACCCUUCAUCAGUAUCAAUACGAAGCCGAGGUUGGUAAAACUCUUAGUGGAAGCAGUGUCCGCUACGGCUUCGCGGAAGAUAUCUUUCCGGAUUUCAGUUGGAAAGGUUACGCCGAAUUUACUACGCAACAAAGGGAGAUUAUACUGGGCGUGGGUAUCGGCAAGUCUUCGCUCUACCGAAUGGUUUUACGUUAUGUUAAUCCCAAUAAUGAGUCCGUCCUCGGUAUCAUCACUAUCAUUCCUGACAGUCUAUCUGAAAUAGAGCAGAAGUUUACAGUCAACUUUAAACCGACCGUUCGCCCAGCCUUCGUAACAGUUGCCGGACCAUAUGGCAACCAUCCAUUACCUAUGGUGAUGAAUCCUGGACACUGGUCCAUCAAAAUUGCCACAGAGAAAACGUUCCUUGAUUACUUCGUUUUAUUACCAUCGGAAUACUACGAGGGCGGCAUAUUGACACAGGACGUGAAUGUGCCCUGCGAAGUCGGUUACAAGGGACUCUGCAGGCAUUAUGGAUAUCCGAAUUUGACACGGUUUGAUUCAGUCCACGGCGCUGGUGGUUUCCUUAGUGAGAACAAUGUCCGGAUCCCAUUAACCGAGUAUUUUACUGAUCACGAGACUUUGCAAGAAAUUAACGAGGAUGAGGUGCCACUCAUAAACAAUCAACAAGAAGAAAUCCAUUUUGAACUAAGAAUCAGCAAACCUGGUCCUCACGUUCUCGUGGUGACGUAUGUUACUCCGAGGAAUGAGCAAGAUACGUCAGUACUAUUAAUUGAGGCGAAUACCGUUGGCAAAGGCAGAGUCACCCUCAAUCCCUGUAGGUAUACCAGUACAUGUCGUCAGGUUGUUACCGAUACUUACGGUAAGGUGGCUGUCAUGAAUUUCUCAUCGAACUACGUUAGCUUGGUACUGACCGGUGAGCCGACCUCAAACAUCGCGAUCGACUCGAUAGUGGCGAUUCCCUAUCAUCAAUGGUCGCUGGAUUAUAUAAAGCCCAAAUCUAUCUGUGUAAGAAAAAAUGGUAAAUGUAUACAAGGACUUUUUCCCGAUGCCGCCGACGCCAAGAAGAUCGAAUUCGAGACUUCUAACAACAUUCUCGAAGCCGAAAUUCGACCUCACGGUAUUUAUGAUAACACCACUAAAUUGAUCUAUCUAGGCGAUGGCGAUAUGGUGGAUAUUCACGCGAAGGUUUCCGAACCGGGAGAUUACAUCUUUGUGGUACAGUAUUAUCAACCGGACCACCCUCAGUUUGAGCUAGAUGUGCUAGUGCAGAACGGCAAAUUCUACGAAGCGAAAGUGCCGGUUCCUCACUGUCCUAGUAACAGCGGCUGUCGUAGCAUUAUACGUCAAAUUGACAACAACGAUACCCGAUUUCAGCUGAUUGAAAAUUUUGUGCUAACACUAAAAGAGCCUGGCCGCGGUAUUUGGUUAGAUUAUGUCCUGGUGAUCCCGGCGGAUCAGUACAAUGACAAGAUCCUCAGUAAAUUGCAGUUUGACGAGACAAAUGAGUUCAUUAAACGUUGCGGCAGUAAUCAUUUCCAUAUCAACGUCACCGAGGAUGGCUUCUGCCGUGACUCAACUUUUUCGUUAACGGCUAACUAUAAUAAUGGUGCAUUGCCUUGCAAUUGCGAUGGCGAAGGCUCCACUAGUUUUGAGUGCGAAAAAUUCGGCGGCCAAUGUCCUUGUCGGCCGAAUAUCAUCGGCAGACGAUGCGAGGUCUGCAAAACUGGCUUUUACGGCUUUCCUACAUGUAGACCGUGUAAUUGCCCUACUCUCUGUGAACGGGAUACUGGCAGAUGCAUUUGUCCACCUCGAGUAACGGGUCAACGAUGCGAUCAAUGUGAAGCUGGCACCUACGGAUUCCACCCAAUUAUCGGCUGUGAGGAGUGCAACUGUUCACCCUUGGGUGUUUUGGAUGGUGAUCUGCAGUGCGAUUUACUCGACGGCAGCUGCCGUUGCAAGGAGAACGUAGUGGGCCGUCAAUGUGACCGUUGCCAUGCUGGUUACUCGCAAUUCCCACAUUGCGAACGCUGCGACUGCGAUUCACGCGGUACAACUGCUGAUAUCUGCGACCAAUAUACGGCCGAGUGCUUCUGCAAGGCAAAUGUGCAAGGUCAGGCGUGUGACGUGUGCCGCGAAGGCACCUUUAAUAUUCAAGCUGAAAAUACAGACGGUUGUACCAAGUGCUUCUGCUUUGGCAAGACUACUAGAUGCGCCUCCGCGAAUCUCUAUUGGACUCAUCUUAUGGAUAUGGCUGGUUGGGAACUAAUCAUACCCAUCGAUAAGAGUGGCAACUUUAGCAAUCUAUCAACCUAUCCUGUGGAGAAUGCAACUACAAUUACGGUUUCGCUCAUCGCUAACGACACUUUCGAGAAUGUCAUCUUCUUUUCGGCGCCUGAUACCUAUCUCAAUAAAAAAUUGACUUCUUACGGUGGUUACUUAAAUUAUAGUGUCUAUUAUAGCACGGGACCCUUCGGCAAGGCUGUCAGCGCCGCUGAUGUAAUUCUUCAAGGCGCUAAUACUACGUUAUUUUAUUAUUCCGAUGAACAGCCACCAUCCUUUGUCAACUUUAGAGCGUCCGUUCGCCUCGUCGAAGCUAACUUCGUAACUAGCAACAGACUCAGCGCUACUAGAGAACAAAUUAUGGUUGUUCUCGAAGAUCUGCGUGGAAUAUACGUGCGUGCUACAUACUGGAACCCCAGCAUUACGGCUUCAUUAUCAUACGUAACUUGGGACAUUACAACGGAACAAUAUUCAGCUCAAUAUAGCAUCCCGGCUGGCAGCGUAGAACAGUGUCAGUGUCCACCUAAUUAUCAAGGAUUCUCGUGCGAGGAAUGCGCUCCGGGAUAUUAUAGGAUUAAGUCAGGACCAUACGGAGGGUACUGCGCGCCUUGUCAAUGUAACGGCCAUGCGACUACGUGCGAUGUAAACACCGGAAUCUGUCAGAAUUGCAAGAAUGGCACCACCGGCAACCAUUGCGAAUUCUGUGAGCAAGGUUACUACGGCAAUGCCACUGUGGGCACACCGACCGAUUGUCUGAUUUGUGCAUGCCCGUUACCGGUCGCCUCCAAUAACUUUGCUACCGGCUGUGAGGUGAAUGAGGAGGGCAAUAAGAUUAGCUGCGACUGUCUGCCCGGAUAUUACGGUGCUCGAUGCGAGGCUUGCGCUGCCGGCUAUUACGGCAAUCCUGAAGUAUACGGUGAUUACUGCAAGCCGUGCGAAUGCUCCGGCAAUAUUGACACCAAUCAAAUUGACUCAUGCGACAGUAUCACUGGUGAAUGUUUGCAAUGUUUAAACAAUACCUCUGGUGAAGCGUGUAAUCUGUGUGCUCCCGGUUAUUUCGGUGAUGCCGUGGAGCGAAAAGACUGUCGUAGCUGCGUAUGCGAUAACUGCGGAAUGGAACAUUGCGACAGCUACAGUGGUCAAUGUUUCUGUCGACAAAAUGUUAUCGGUGAACAAUGCGAUCGCUGUGCACCCAAUCAUUAUGGUUUCGGUACCUGCAAGGGAUGCAAAUCAUGCGACUGCGACUUGGCCUCGGAAAAUAGCCAAUGCGACGGAGAAACGGGACAGUGUAAAUGCAUGCCAGGCGUCACCGGUCGCAGAUGCGACCAGUGUAUUCAGGGAUAUUGGAAUUACGGACGUGAUGGAUGCACCUCGUGUGAAUGUCACACUGGUUAUUCUGUCGGCGUGUCUUGCGACACAUCCACUGGUCAAUGCACCUGUUUACCUGGUGUGAUUGGUGAGAAGUGCGAUCACUGUCCGUAUCGGCACGUACUUAUUCCGUCACAGGGUUGUUUCUCUUGCGGUUCCUGCACGGGAAAUCUUUUGGAUGUCACAGAUGAACUAGCUGAUUUAGUAGAGCCUAUCUCGCGCGAGUAUAAUACAGUUGCAGAAGGCUACUUUACGAAUCAACGACUUAAAUUUAUCAACGAUAUGGUCAACGAACUCUAUCCCGAAGUUAAAUUAUUAGAUCCAAGUCAGGUAAAUCUACUACCGAUACAGGAGAAGCUGAAGCAGAUGGAACAUGAAGUGUAUUAUCAUAAACAACAGAUUGAUUUUACUACCGAAGACGUUAACAAGUGGAAGAACGACUCAGAGAAUACAUUGCGGAAUAUGAACACUCUGGAGGAAGAUGUGGUACAUAAGAUUGACUUAGUCAAUCAGAUCGUAUCGGAAGUGCAAUCAUUGGCAUUGAAUAUUGAAUUAGGAACGAGCGCCAAAGUCGAUAAUGCAUUGAACGAAGCGAAGGAGAUUCUAAAAAGAAUCAAAGAUGUCUCUUUCACUAAAUUUCGGGACGAUGCCGUGGACCAAGCGAAUCAGGCUAAUAUACUGAUUUCCGAAAUGCAACAGUACAGUUUUCCGGCUAGCAACCUAAGCUUCGCUGUAACUGAUCUCAACAUUAGGAUAAAAAAUGUCAGUGUCAAAAUGGAUGACUUGCUGGACACUGUGCAAUUAGCUCAAAAUACUGCUAGUAUAGCGGAUAAGCUGAAUCGAGAGAAUAGAAUCGCUGUACAGAGUGGCAACCUUGACGUUGUGAAAAACUCCACUGCCGAGGCGAGAGAAGACUUGGAGGCUGGAGAACAACUCAAGAAUAAUGCCAGUGAUUUCCUUAAUCAUGCAAAGACCAAUCUCGAUCUUUUACGAACUAACACUGACAGCGAUGUGAUUGAUCGACUGAACAACACCAUUGCGUUAAAUGAUGAAAUGUUAAUCGAUCUGGCUGACCCAGUACAGAAAGCCCAUGCUCACGCAGCAUAUCUACACGAUCGUUCACUAGAAUUGGAUAGUUUACUAACUGAUACUCGCAAUACUAACGCGGUGAGGGCUGUUUCAGCAUACAGGGAUAUAGAAACCGCAAUUCAAACCGCAAAAGAUGCUGCAGACAAUGCUAUAAUUGCUGCUGACAACGCAACAACAUUGACUGAUGGACUCGAGGAAAAGAUGUUGGACUCUCGAAACGAGUGCUUUAAAUUGUUAGCUGCCGCGCAGUUCGCUCUAACAAAAACGACAGGCCAGCCCGAGAAUGAUUUGCGAGACGCAAGGAACAACGCGACUCUGAUUGAGAAUCAAAAUAAACGUAACAAGGAGCUUCUCGACUCUAUCGACAAGACACUUGACAACAUUCCUUCACAAUCGUCUUCAGUUGCACAUGACGCCAUGAAUCAAGCAAUGAAUGUCGAACAUAACAUUAAGAACGCCAUCGAUGACAUGAACGACAUUGUGAAUGAAAUUCCGGAAGAUUUGCGGGAGACAAAGCAACUCUCGAAGAAUACCUCAGAGACAAUCCGUGAAAUCUCGCAAGCAAAUAAGCAGUUGGAUGGUGUAUAUAAAGUGAUGCCAAAUAUCAACAGUUUACUAAACAGUUUAAAUGACAAUCAGAAAUCAAUUGACGCAACCGGGAAUGAUUUACAAAGUAAAAUCGAGGCUCUAAGAAACAAAAUCGCGAAUGCGCGGGAACUGGCCAAUCGGUUCAAAACCGGUUUGACCUUCUACAGGAAUACUACUUUGGAACUGAAGAAUCCAGAGAGCUUGCCAUUACUAUCUACAUCCACAAAGAUAUCCCUAUAUUUCAGGACCAACAAGACCAACGGUUUUCUGUUGUAUCUCGGCAAUGAGGAAAAGUCAAAGCUACCACGCUCUAAAGCGCAUGACUUCAUGGCGUUGUUGAUUGAAAACGGAUAUCCUGUGCUUAUAGUCGAUCUGGGAUCUGGACCAGAGAAGAUAAAUCAUAACAAAUUUGUAUCGGAUAAUGUGUGGCGGCAGAUAAUUAUCGACAGAACUGGUAAAAAUGUCAAGUUGAUCGUUCGCGAAGAUAUUGGAGAGGGCAAAGAUAUAUUAUACGAGAAAGAACGGGUUUUAUCAGGUCCAUAUUAUAUCUUUAAUGUGGAUCAGGAACAUUCGAAACUCUUUGUCGGUGGCUAUCCAUCGUCCUUCCGCAUCCAAAAUGCCGUAACCGCAUCUUCUUUCGAGGGCGAAAUGGAGGAACUGAUGAUAGGCGAUAUACCGGUAUCUUUCUGGAACUUUGUCGACGGCGAAAAUAAUCAGAAGAGUGCACUCGAACGCGACAAACUCAUUAAUUUCGCGCCGAGCAGAGGCUACCGUUUUGAUCGACACGGCUACGCAAUACUUAGCAAAAAGAGCUCGCAGAUUACACCAGAUACUAGAAAGUUUAUCAUCAAACUAUCUUUCAAAACAUUUGUGGAGGAUGGAUUGAUUUAUUUAAUGGGCAAGGGAAGGCAGUUCUUGUCUUUAGAAAUGAGAAACGGUCAAUUGUUGUAUCAGUACGAUCUUGGCGAGGGUACUAUUGUUUUGAGGUCCUCAGAUAAAUACAACGAUGGUAAUUGGCACACUCUAGAAGCCAUUAGACAAGAUACAAUGGGCGCACUCAAGGUAGAUGACCACACAGUUGCAUCUAGUCAAGAGAGAGGAACCACCAAGCCUUUAGUCACAUCGGAUCACAUUUAUUUUGGUGGAUAUCCGCCUAAUGCAAAGCAUCCUUAUGAUUCGGUUAUCAAUAAUGGCUUCGAAGGGUGCAUCGAUGACGUAGUUAUCUUAGAUACUUCAGUCGAUCUCACGCGCAACGUACAGGCAUUUGGAGUUAUGCCUGGUUGUCCAGUCAGGUUUGCCAGUCUUGUCUCUUUUGAGAAAAACACACCCGGCUAUGUGAGGUGGCGCAAUUUAGCGUCCGAUGGUCUACAAGUGAAUUUCAAGUUUAAGACAUUGGCUAGCGAUGGUCUCAUUUUCUACGCAACCAACGACGAUCGGCAAAACGCGGCUACUAGUUAUCUAUCACUGGUGGACGGACAAUUGGUAUUCACUAGUCAGGGUGAGGAACUUAGAACAAGCCCGUCGGAUGUUAAGUUCAACGAUAACGAAUGGCACGUGGUAACUGCCACUCAUGAUCAAUCGGGUCUUAGCCUCGACAUUGACGAUACGAAGAACUAUAGCACCGAUUCAGCGCCGCCACCAUUGCAUUUUCUCUACGGCAACUUAUACAUUGGUGGACUGCCAUCAAAUUUCAAUUUGGAUGAUCCAAAAAUCGUGCCCUUCGUAGGUUGUAUUGGCGAUACGACCCUCAACAGCGAGAUCAUAAUUAAUUUUGCUAAUACAACCGAGAGACCACAUGCAUUUCUAGGAAAGUGCAAAGGCAGUGAUCAGACGCUUUCACCAUCGAUCGUUGAACCUGAAUUCUUGCCACCAUUAUUACCGUCGGAAGGUCUGGAAGAUAUAGUAGAAUCGUCUACUCAAAUCAAUAUAAUAGAAGUCGAUGUGGACAAAGAUGAGAAAGAAGAAGAAGAACCAGAAUUGGAAGGGCGAAUUAACGUAGACAAAUAUGAUUUCACGACAACGACUACUACGCAAAGACCAAGCAGCCUGACUGAACAGCCUGAAACCAUCGACAAAUGUCACUUGCCAUACUACCCAGCAAUAGAUCCUGACCUUGAGAAUGCUUGGCGAUUUGGCACUAUAAGGAACAGUAGAUUAGAAUAUAGAACGCUGAAUGGAAGAUACAAAGAUGACUAUGAUUUCCAGAUUGAUAUAAAAACAAUGGCGGACGAUGGAAUUAUAUUCUAUACUUCCGAUCUCAGUAAACAAGACUUAAUCGCCGUGUAUAUGCUUGGUGGAAAAAUUCACUACAAAUUCGACUGUGGAAGCGGACCAGCAUUGCUAGUGAGUGACAAGAUGAUCAAUAACAAUCAAUGGCAUAUCAUAAUCUUCAAGAGAGAUGGUAACUACGGUCAACUAAUUGUAGAUGAUGAGGAAGCAGUGACCGGAUACUCGUUGGGACAUACCACUGCUAUCAAUGUCAAUCCGCCAUUCUUCGUAGCAGGCGUCUUGCCAGAAAUAUCCAGUAUUGCGUACACAAAUAUUGGUCUUAAUAAGACGUUUAGCGGCUGUCUAGGAAAUUUCAUGAUGAACGGACAACUCGUCGGAGAACCAUCGGAAAAAAUAGGUGUAAUACCUUGUUCGAAGAGAGUCGAGCCCGGUCUCUUCUUCUUUCCAGGAAAUGGCAGUAAUUUAUUCAAAGCAGUCGAUCGAUUUAACGUGGAUCGCACAGUCGAUAUUCAAAUGGAUAUAAAACCGCGAUCCACAUCUGGACACUUACUAUCGGUACACGGUAAAAGGGAUUAUCUCGUCCUAGAGAUGAUUAAUGGUACCGUUAAAUUUCUCAUAAAAACUCAGAAAGGUUCGAUUGAAACAGCAUUCGAGCCGACGAAACCAAACUCUCUGUGUGAUGGCCAUUGGCACAAUAUUCGAGCUGUUAAACAGAAAAAUGCAGUACUCCUAUCAGUCGAUCACAAACCGGCACCACCUGGAAUCGGCGGCAAAAACGUAGCUAGAGUCUUAUCAAAACAUCCGAUAUUCAUCGGUGGACAUCCGAUGUUGGGAAGAAGAUUACGAGGAAGUACCUCGCAGACUCAAUAUGUCGGCUGUAUCAAUAAUAUUUUGAUCAACAUGAGACCAGUCAGCAUUAGGCCUGAACGAGCCUACGGACAAGUUAUCACCGGUGUAUGCCCGACAAUUUAAAAUAAGAGUUUAUGAAUUUAUAGCUUUUAUCCAAAAUUUCAAUUAGAUCUUCUCAUCGAAAUACUUUAUUAAUUUCUA